UCAGAAGUCACUGCUGUAGCAUCCCAGCUGAUGUUCUGCUUGGAGCAUGUCCAAAAGGAAGGCCGAUGGCGAUGACGAGGUGACAUUGCCUCUGGGCAAAAAAGAGAAAAAACAGAAGAAAGACAAAAAAGCGAAGGAGAAGAAGCAGGAAGCCAAGAAAGAAGAUGGAGAUACUAACAAGAGCAAAAAAGCGAAAAAGGACAAAAAGGACAAAAAGGACAAAAAGGAAAAGAAAGACAAGAAGGAAAAAAGUAAGGCUGAUGAUGAUCCCUUUGGAGAUGAACCCGACGAUGGCCAGGACGAUGGAUGGGUGAAUCCGUUCGGGGAUGACAUGUCUGAUGAGGAGUCGACUGCAGCGCCCAGCAGGCCUGCAGCGAAGCCAAAAGCAAAGGAGAAGAAGGACAAAAAGGAGAAGCAAGUUGGGAAGACGAGCAAAGCGAAGGGCAAAAAAGCGAAGAAUGCAGACGCAGAGGCAGAAGCCCUACUCGAUGCUUUCGGUGAGGAGAACGAAGAGGAUGGUGACGAAGUUCAAAAAGAGGCGGAUACCACAGACGCUGCGGAGGCAGUGCCACCAAGCCAAACAGGUGAUGAUGAUGCUCAGGAUGCAGGAAAAACGAAAGAUCAUGAGGAUUUUUGGAACGAGAUCGGUGAGGACUCCGAGGAGCCUCCACAGGAGAAAGCAGAGGUUCCAGAACCGCAAGCAGUGCCUGAAGUCAAUGGUACAGCGGGCACUGGCACUGAAGUCGCUGCAGACACUGCGCCAGAGAUUCCGGUUGGUCCUGAUCCUGCCCUGAAAGCCAAGGAGGAGGAAGAGGCACAGGCAGAGACGGAUCCUUUGCAACCUCGGGUUCUUCAACUCAGCCCUGAGGACAAAAAGAUCUUGAUGAGCAGUGGCCAAGAGCAGCUGUCUCUUCUGAAGCAUUGUUGCGAGGCGGACAUCGUGGUUGAGGACAAGGAGCUGAAAAUGAGCUCCGAGAGGCCCUUUGUGGCGCGAACUGCAGAGCUGGCUGCCAGGGGGCUGCUUGCAAGCAACACGGGUGCUCCUGUUCUGCUUCGUGUGCUGCCAGUUGCCGAGGGGAAUGGCAUGGAUGUGGCCGAUCUGCCUGGCGCCUCGAUGUUGGAUGUGCCUGGCACAGGUGGUGUGGAGCCAAAGGAGCUCCGGCGAUUUGGCAAUGUGGUGGCAGCGUUCCUCCGAGCGAAGGACCAGGAAUCUUUGAAGAGCCAAAAGCCAAGUAUGACCUCAGUCCAAGCAGAUCUCAGUAGACAGUUGGAUCUCUCCAUUGGUCAGGCUGUGGAAGUCCGCUACGACCAUCAAUGGUUCCAUGCAACCGUUGUGAGCUUUACUGAGCAUGGAACUGUGAUGGCUGACUACUUCCGCGUUGAUGGCAGCCUGCCCGAUUGCGAAGGAGGCGAAAUUGAAGCUGGCGCGGUUGACGUCCGUGCAGCGCAAACGCCUCGGCCCAAGAUUCGAGUUGACAGUGGAAAGCUGAUCUUGAUUGGUGAACGGAAGGCUAGAAUGUGUGCCAGGCUACAUGCUGCUGCACAGGCAGAGCGUCGCGCUGUGGCCACAGGCAAUGCUAAUCCUUUGUACAGACAGGGUGAGCAGACGAUGGCAGAGGAGAUGCUUGGCAUGCCGGAGGAUGGACAAGUUCCAGAGGAAGAGGAGAUGGGGGUCGCCGUGUGUUCUUUCGAACUGCCUCCAGAGACUGCAACCGGUCCUGGGCUGCAGCGCCUCAAUCAGGCAGCAAGUGUCACUGACACAGUACUGGAAGUGCUUCCAGGAGGCCGAAAGGCAAUCCUGUGCGGUGACUUUGAAGAGCGACAACGAGCCAGGGCGUUGUUGGAGCUUUUGCCCAAGGUCGGUCAUUAUGGUGACAUCGCUUCCAUUCCAAUCGAACUUCAGGACUUGACUUCACACUUGCGAGUUCCAAAUGCUGCUAUGCAAGCUGUGCGAGAGAAGCAGAAGGACAUCGAAAUGGAGACGGGCAGCUUGAUGCUGUGGCUUCCUUCUGGCUCUGUGGCGCCAAACAGACAGACGGAGCACUUGAUCCCCAAUGGGGCAUAUGUCGAGGCCCAAUACCGUGGUGCCUGGCACAAUGCCACUGUCGUGUACUCCUCUGAACAAAGCAUACAAAUCUCUUGGGAGUACGAUGGGAGUCUGGAUGAGGUGGAACCAGAUCAAGUCAGGGAAAAGGAUACGAGCAACGCCGCUCGGGCUGCCUGGCUGAGGAGCCAUCGUGUCAUGGUGGUGCUGGGCCAAGAAAAACAGCGCCUGGAAUGUUUGCUGCGUGUCAUGGUUGCCUCCGAAAAGCCCUGUCCUGGGCUGUGGAGUAGCGACGAUGCCUUGGAGGAGGCUCAGAUCGAAGUCCUGGAUGGUCACGAUGAGACAGACUGCACAUACAGUCUGGAGAUCACUCCACUCGCCUCCCUGGACCUCGACAGCGCUUGGUUCGCCGGUCCUGGCUGCGUGGCCUUCGCUGCGGCGGAGCGCGCCAUUCCCUGCGCCAUGCAGAUCUUGGGCCGCAAGCUGAUGCUCGCCGGCACCGAAGAUGAGCGAAGCCAUGCCAAGGAGUAUUUGUCCUGGGUGCAGCUCUCCAGGAAAGGCUUUGAGCAUAGCACCGUGGGUCUCAGAGGAGGUGGGCAGCUUGAUGUCACAGAUGCUGACAUGAGAGACGACGUGCUUCCAGCACUUCUGCCAGAGGAUCAAGCUGUGUGGAUCACGCUGGAACGCAUUGCGGAGAUCCAGCGAGAGACCAGGACUUUCUUGGUCUUUGACCAAGGCGGUGGAUCCAGCCUGGAGACUGGCAUGCGACGGCUGCUGGUCGCUGGCGGAGACGACGUGCGGAGAAUGCAAGCGGCCGCCCGAGUGCGGGAGACACAAAGUGGCCUGCAGCAGGUGUCUCAGCCGCGAUCCGACCCCUUGGCGGUACUGAGCACAAUGUCCUGGCCACAGAACAUCAAUGAAUGGGGCAGGUUGCAGAAAACUAUUUGGGCUGGGCAUCCCAAGCUCAAGCCCGGCUGGAUUCGAAUCAUGUCCAAAACCAAGCAGCAGGAGUAUUACAUGAGAGUUGCAGACAAGCAAAGCACCUUUGACCUCAAUCAAGUUAUUCUGACUUGACUGAUGGAUCCUGCUGGCGGAUUUCCACUGCUGUGGCAAA
This is a messenger RNA of Cladocopium goreaui, 3158 nucleotides long. The record is from the annotation of a GenBank genome assembly. Lineage: Eukaryota; Dinophyceae; Suessiales; Symbiodiniaceae.